AUGUCCACCAACAGACCAUUCCUCUCCAACUUCCUGGCUGCGUUCCGCGCCCAGUCCACCUUUAAAGCCUCCCACCAACAAGCAACAGGCACCGCCUCCCUCUCCCCCUCAAAUCUCACACAGAGCGCUCGCGCAAUAGCCUCCAAAGCAGGCGCCGGCUCGAAUCCAUCUGGUUCGACCUCUGCGAAUCCAUCUACUCAUCACUCCAGCGGGAACCCCGUCCCACAGGGACCUGCAUCUGCAUCCACUGCAUCUUCAUCAGCCACAGUCUCUCAGCCUCAGCCUCAGCACCAUUCUCACCACUACCACACCUCUGCCUCCUACUCAGCGGAGACAUCCCCACCCCCGACACCAUCUUCUGCCACACCGAUUCCCAUCACUCGUGGAGCGGAUCGCCAGCGUCGCGGGAGUGAUAGUUCCAGCGGAUCAGGUGGGUUCCGUGAUGCGUUAGGGCCGGAGAAGUGGUAUAUCGGGGGGAAGACACCUGCGGGUGAAGAACGGUUUUAUCGGCUGGGGAUGGUGACGAACGGUGGGGGCCGGCUUGGGGGUGGGGGCAGAGUGGGGAGUAUUGAUCAGUUGAGUCUGUGA
This is a messenger RNA of Penicillium odoratum, 588 nucleotides long. RefSeq lists its product as uncharacterized. NCBI's taxonomy places the organism in Eukaryota, Fungi, Ascomycota, Eurotiomycetes, Eurotiales, Aspergillaceae. The record is from RefSeq and is a predicted model, not a curated record. The coding region runs from base 1 to 588 and encodes 195 amino acids. The transcript has a single exon.